This is a messenger RNA of Cololabis saira (Pacific saury), 1993 nucleotides long. RefSeq names its product cilia- and flagella-associated protein 52-like. Lineage: Eukaryota; Metazoa; Chordata; Actinopteri; Beloniformes; Belonidae. The record is from RefSeq and is a predicted model, not a curated record. Gene Ontology annotation, molecular function: protein binding. The transcript has 15 exons. Bases 140 to 1993 code for a protein of 617 amino acids. Gene Ontology annotation, biological process: cilium assembly.
AGUUUCCGACAGCACGUGAACGCAGCAGCGCAGGAACGAUCAACCGGAGAGUCGGCGGUUGCUAGGCAACCGUUCGUUUCAGAGCAAACGGACAGUACAAGACCUCGGCGAGAAACGGACAAGUUGACGACAAAAAGCGAUGGCUGCUGAAAAACAGGAGAAUAGGUUGCAGUUGGAGGCUAUUAUUGGCUUUAACGGACAUGUGCCCUCCGGCCUGAAGCUGCAUCCAGACCAGGAGCACAUCAUCUCUCCUCUGGGAUCCACACUGAUCCUGGAGAACAUCAGGGAUGGAAAGCAGUGGUUCCUGCGCGGACACACAGGCAACAUCUCCUGCAUUGCAGUGUCCAGAAGUGGGGCAUACAUUGCCUCUGGACAAACUACCUCCAUGGGCAGUAAAGCCCCAAUAAUUAUCUGGAACUAUGCUGAGAGGACAGUCUACGCCCAUCUGACGCUCCACAAGGGCCUAGUGCAGGCCCUGGACUUCUCUCCCAACGAAAAGUACCUCGUGUCACUGGGGGGUAUCGAUGACGGCAGUCUAGUUGUCUGGGACAUGGAGACCAAGGAGGCCGUUUGUGGAGGUCUAGCAUCAGCCAGAAGUGCAGGUCAAUGUCUCACCGUCCGCUACUCCAACACCAACGACAAUAUAUUUGUGUCUGGCGGGAGUGGCGUGUUACGAGUCUGGGAACUGGAUCUGGCCAACAGAAAGAUCAGCCCCACAGAGUGCUAUGCAGGGAAAUUGACGAGGAUUGUGAAAUGUAUAGAGAUCUCAGCGGAUGAUGGCCAUUUUUUCUGUGGCACCACCAGUGGAGACAUAAUGAAAAUCCAGAUGAAGACGGGACGUAUGAAAAACUACGGUCCGGACAGAGCGAAAUACAGCCAUGGAGUCAGCGCUCUCAAGGUGCUGAGCUCCGGAGAGCUGCUGGUGGGCUGUGGAUCCGGCAACCUCACUUUGUGUUCCACAGACAAGUUCGAACCUCUGAAAAAAGUCCAGCUGGAAGGUGGCGUGACCUCCAUCACUGGAGGAAAUGAUCAGCAGAUCUUCGUUGGCACGGAGGCCGCUCAGGUGUAUCGCUUCGACUACGAGAGCUUCGCAGCAGAACUGGCGUCCACCAGCCACACCAACGCCGUCAAGGACGUAGUCUUCCCCUUUGGAACAUCUGAUCUGUUUGCUACCUGCUCUGAGGAAGACAUCAGAUUGUGGCAGGUAGGCAAGCCCAAAGAGAUCGUCCGCAUCAGCGUUCCCAAGACGACCUGCAACUGCUUGGACUUCAUGAUUGAUGGCCAGGGCCUCGUCAGUGGGUGGAGCGAUGACAAGAUUCGUCUGUUUGCACCAGAAACUGGACGGCUGAAGCGCCUCAUUACCGAUGCACACAAAGUAGGUGUGACCGCAAUCGCUGCGACCAAGGACUGCAAGAGGAUCGUCAGUGGAGGCGGGGGGGGAAUGGUGCGGGUUUGGGAGCUCCUGCAACACGGCCAUCGGCUGGUGGAGACCAUGAAGCAGCACAAAGCCGCCGUCACCUGCCUCAAGUUGAAAGUGGACGACAAAGAGUGCGUCACCACCAGCACGGACGGCACCUGCAUCAUCUGGGACCUGGUAAGAUUCACGAGUCUUCAGAGGAUCAUUGCCAACACGAUGGUCCAGGCGAUCUGCUACCAUCCGGAGGAGCACCAGAUCAUCACCGUCGGCACCAACAGAAAGGUGGUGUACUGGGAGGUGUACUACGACGCUGCCAUCAGAGAGCUGAGGGCCUCGCCGUCUGGGGCCAUCAACGCCUUGGACAUCACGCAGGACGGCCGACACUUUGUGACAGGAGGUGAGGACAAGCUGCUGAAGGUGUGGGACUACGUGACGGGAGAAGUGACCCACGUGGGCGUCGGUCACGGCAGCAGCAUCACCAGAACCAGGAUCUGCUGCAACAACCGCAGAGUCGUCAGCACCGACGGCGGCGGAGCCGUGCUCUGCUGGACCUUCCCCCACCCGCCCGCCUCCUAG